Molecule: messenger RNA, 429 nt
Organism: Paramecium tetraurelia
Lineage: Eukaryota; Ciliophora; Oligohymenophorea; Peniculida; Parameciidae
Exons: 1
Source: RefSeq, a predicted model, not a curated record
AUGAAUAACAAGACUCAUGAAUUUGAACAAAUUGUCCCUCUCCUCUUGAAUUCCUAAACCAUCCCAUAAGAUCCGGAUAUCCGAUCUUCAGAUUUCAAAUCAAUGAUGUUCGCAAAUUAGAGACUAAAUCAUAAGCGUUAAUAUAUAUUAUAUCCACACUAACUAGACAACAAAUGGCCCUCAGCCAUUGUAUUUUUACAAUAAAAAUGCUAAUUCAUUUUUUAAGAUGCUAGAGAUUACUUUAAAAAUAAAAGAUUUGAGUUCAAAGAAGAAAUCAAUAAUCUUGCUAUGAAGUAAAUCAAUCACCGAAAUUACUUGAAGUUAAACUUAUAUUUAACUAAAUAUGAAAAAAAUAGAAUCCAAUAUUUUCAGAUUAAGAUGUUGCUUCCUGUUAGAGAAUUAGGCCUAUAUAAGAUAUUAUUGAGUUGA